UAAUAAAUAAGAUCAUCGGGCAAAGCUCUGAGUUGACUCAUUUUGUUCACUCAAGAAAGGAAACCAAAAAGAAACAAAAAAAAAAAAUCUCUUUUAGCAAAAAAAGAGAUAAUUUCGCUCUCAAAACAUUACAGUAAUUCUUCACUUUCUUGUUCUUGCAAAGUGUCUAUCUUAAAUGGCGUCCGAAGAGAGCUGGAUGAUCAAUUCUUCUUCAAUUCUAGACGAAGAUUACGACGAUACAGAUGAUGGGUUUCAUUAUCAGACCAGGCAGAGCAGUUUGUCUAGGUUAUCUAUCUGCACGAGCUCCUUUCACGAAGAUGACGAAGAUAAUUGCACAAAUCACCCAACAGAAUUGGGCAAAUUAAUCUCUGAGCUGUCGCUAGAGAGCUUUGACGACGUCGGAGCUGAGGCGGACGGAGAAAUCUCCGAUGACGGUGAAGAUUCUGAUUCCGACAAGGAAUCUCCCGGAUUUUACUAUCUCCCGACGAUCAUGUCUCGUCGGAGAAGAAAAGUCACUGUUUUGACCGGUUUAGAAAAAGAGAAAACCGAUGGCAGUAAGUGUGAUUUAGUAAAGCAAAGAAGGGUAGUAAGGGAAAAGAGUAAAAGAGGGAAUCAUUACCGUCACGGGUUUAACGGUGUGGAAAGAGACAGCGACGGAGACGGAAACCGUUACGUUGGAGGAAGAGAAUUGACGGUGUUAACGAAGGUGAAAGGAGGAAAGAAGUCGAUGAAGAUGGGCCUUGAAGAAGUUAAGGCUUGUAGAGAUCUCGGUUUCGAUUUGGAAGUUCCGGGUCGGGUUCCGGUAUCUGCCGGGUCAAACCGGGAGACUCAGACUAGUAGUGGCGGCAACUCUCCCAUUGCCAACUGGCGUAUCUCAAGUCCUGGGGAUGAUCCGAAGGAGGUUAAGGCGAGAUUAAAGAUGUGGGCACAAGCGGUAGCUUUAGCUUCCGCAUCACGUUAAGCGCUUCUUAUUAGGGUUUGGUCUUUCUAAAAUUUAGAUUUUUGUCCCACUAGUCUUACGAGUUACUUCGCGCUUUUUCUUGUAUCGGUAACUCGUUUUAGGCGUUUGUAGAUAUGAAAGCUAUACUAUAUUGUUUCAUUGAAUGUUGAAAUAAAGCUACACAAUCACUUGUAAAAGAACCCAUUCACGUG
Molecule: messenger RNA, 1152 nt
Organism: Eutrema salsugineum
Lineage: Eukaryota; Viridiplantae; Streptophyta; Magnoliopsida; Brassicales; Brassicaceae
Exons: 2
Coding region: 176-961 (261 amino acids)
Source: RefSeq, a predicted model, not a curated record